AUGUCUUUUACGAUUCACAGAAAGUUGUGUCUAGUGCCGAGGAAGUGGUUAGGAUUUAACAUGGAUAAUUUAGAAGUUUUAGUGUGCAAAGUGAUAGCAGAAGAUCUCCGACACAACAGAGAGUCGAUAGGCUCCUCACUUCGCAUUGAAAAAGUGUCAGCAAGAUUACGGUAUUACAACGGACACCCUUGGAUGCAACGAGUCGACGACAAAAGUGGAAAGCCUGAGUUGACGGAGUACUACGGACUCUUCAUACCAUGCGCUCAUUGCACUGAGUUCAUGUAG
Molecule: messenger RNA, 285 nt
Organism: Cotesia congregata
Lineage: Eukaryota; Metazoa; Arthropoda; Insecta; Hymenoptera; Braconidae
Source: the annotation of a GenBank genome assembly